Molecule: messenger RNA, 2342 nt
Organism: Saccoglossus kowalevskii
Lineage: Eukaryota; Metazoa; Hemichordata; Enteropneusta; Harrimaniidae
Product: cytochrome c oxidase assembly factor SCO1-like
Biological process (GO): mitochondrial respiratory chain complex IV assembly; intracellular copper ion homeostasis
Cellular component (GO): mitochondrial inner membrane
Molecular function (GO): copper ion binding; copper chaperone activity
Source: RefSeq, a predicted model, not a curated record
AAGGGGCUUGGAGCUCGUAUAAACAUAAAGUUAGGGUGUACACACGAGUGUAAUGGCGACGUGCGUCGUAACGUGAUUUUGAAGAGAAGAGACCCAAUGCGUUAAUUUAUAAGAGAUAAUUUAUGAUUUUGGUAAUUUUGUUAAAAUAAUUAUCAAAUCUCUCUUCAAUAUUGUUGUUGGACAAAAUGGAACGUUUUCUGAGCACCAUCCGCCUCAGUGCAAACUCCAGGCGAGUGCAACAGCUAUUGGCUACGAAGUCGACUUCGAGUCUUCCUUGGCAAGGUCGAUCGUUGUCUUUUACCUGUUUGUGUAAAACACAGGACAGAAUUGCAAGCAGCUCACAGAAGGAAGACAUGGUGAAUGUCUCGAGAACAAGUAAUCAGCCGAUAAUGUCAUAUUUAUCGACAAGACUUUAUACAACGGAAGGCAAACCCAGUGGUGAUGGAACGAAAGAUAAAGAGAGAGAAAAAAGUCCGGUUACGUGGAAGUCAUUGCUGGUUACAUUUGGUGUGGGUGCUGCGCUGUUAUUGGGGAUGAAAUAUGUCAAGAAAGAAAAAGAAAUAGCUGCUGAAAAGGAAAGAACAAAGACUCUUGGGAAAGCUGCCAUUGGAGGUCCUUUUGAUCUUAUUGAUCACGAUGGAAAGCCAACUUCUAACAAAGAUUUUCUUGGCAAAUGGGUUUUAUUGUACUUUGGUUUCACCCACUGUCCAGAUAUAUGCCCUGAUGAGUUGGAAAAGAUGUGCUUGGCUGUUGAUAAAAUUAAUAGCAUUAAAACCAUUCCUGAUAUAACGCCAAUUUUUAUAACUAUUGAUCCUGAAAGAGACUCCCCUCAAGCUAUGAAAGAAUACUGCAAAGAAUUCCACCCAAAUUUAAUUGGACUAACUGGGGCAAAGGAAAAGGUUGAAGAAGCUGCAAGGUCUUAUCGAGUUUAUUACAGUGCUGGGCCUAAGGAUGAAGACAACGAUUACAUUGUGGAUCAUACAAUAAUUAUGUAUCUAAUAAAUCCAGAGGGUGCAUUUUUGGAUUACUAUGGGCAAAAUAAGAAUGAUGAUGAAAUAGCUGGCAGUAUCGCAUCUCAUAUGAGAAAAUACAAACAGUUCUAAGGUUACAAUGGCCGAGAUAUAUCAGAUGCAGAUGUGUGUGGUGGUAUUGUACAAAUGGUAUUGGUGGAAAGCAGAGACUCUUGAAUGACCAUCGGGAAUACAAUUAUAUGUAUACUCAUUGAAGACCAGCUAGUGUCUGUUAAGUCAACAGAUAUUUAGCUGACAAUAGAUUUGAUUUCAAAUGGCCGCUGAAAUCUCAACAUGAGGUUGGUUAUUGUACCUCAAAUAAUGUUCAUUUUCUCAUGUCAUUAUGGUCUACUCCUAAUACCAUGGUUACAUAAUAGUGGACUUGACGGGAGAGAAGGAAACACUAUUUAAGGGAUAAAACAAGUCUUGUGGCUAGCUUCCUCUCAACAAUAUCUUGGCAGCCAUAUUGUCUUAAGGUCAAUUUGGGGUCACCAGUAUAUCAUGAACUCUACUUAACUGUUUGACGCUGGUACAAUUUUAUUUCUCAAAACAACAUUUUUGCUGUACAAACUUGUUUGGUGGCAGUUCUUAUAUAUAUGUAUAAAAUAACCAACUGAUGGUCGUCACAGUACAUUCUGUCCUACUACAGGCCUGUCAACAGUAAAUUCAAGAAAGUUAAAUUUAACAGCACACCUUGUCCCAAAUCAGCUGACUCUUCAAACACCAUCACAUAAAAUAAAUUAUGUUUUUUCAAAAUAAAUAAAUAAAAAACAAAUACAUGAAACUGUAAUACCCAACUCCCACUUACCCAUACUCCAAAUUUGGCCCAAAAAAAUCGUACAAGAUUGAUGUAUGUUACAAUAUAGGUAUAAUCAUUCUUCUUUUAUCAUUUACCGGUAUAAAAUAUAUCAGCAUAAUUUUUUCCAUAUUUUUACAAAAAUGUUAAUCAAGAUCUGGUCCAAUGGGAAAAUUAUGUCCAUUUGGUUCAAAAAUAAAUGAGCAAAAAGUUAGCCUAAAAUUUUGGCAAGAAAAAAUUAUGGCGCUCAAAAGGAAUGAUGAAUAAAAAAUCCCCCACAGUGCCAUAUUGGAUGUGGAAACAGAUUUAUGGGAGCGUCUCGUCUCUUCAUUGAAUCAAAGAUGACACUGUGGAAAAUUCAUUAUUGUUAUAAAUCAGAAUUAAGCACAUUAGGUUUGGUUUUUGUUGUGGAAAUGAAUUAACUUGCAAAUCAUGAUCAUGUUCUAGGGUGAAUGACAGUUGUUUAUGGGCUCAAGAUGAGUUGUAUAUUUUAUAAAUUCAGGAUAAAAUAAAUGCAAUUUUUUGCUUUUAUUACA